AUGCCUCGCACGACCACCCUCCCCCCACACGAGCCUCCCCACGAGCUUGACCAAGCGCUUACCUAUCUGCUGGAGCAGCUGCCCCAGCUCCGCGCAGCAACGACCAACUUCGCAACAGGCAUAGCAGGCAUAGCAGGCAUAGCAGGCAUAGCCAGCAGAAUCAACCCCCUAGCCCGCCCGCCAACACCGCACCCCGACCGUCCCCAGCCUCAGAAGGCGAGGGUAUUGGGGGAGAACUUAGCCAGCAGCGCGUUUGGGAUUCUGGCUGCUUCGGUUCGGUGGACGCGAGAGACGGUCGAGGCGGUGACGGCGAGAUUGAUGGAGGAUAAGGAGGGGAGUGAGUGGGUUGAGGCGGCGCGGCGGGCAAGUAUGGAAGAUCCGGCGACUGGGGAUGGGGUGGAGGGACGGGAGAGGAGGAGGAGGUAUUACCAGUGGGAGGAAGAUAGUACGGAUGGCAUGACGGAUGGGGAUGGGGAGGGGGAUGGGGUUGUGGUGUGGCCGCCGGAAUUUGAUGAGGAGAAUGGGGAGUGGAAGGACGUGGGUGCCCACCGUAGGGGGGAGGAGAGUGAAGGAAAGGGAAAGGGAAAAGGAAAGGGAAAGAAAAAGAAGCAGAGAGUGAAUCACGGAUUCAAAGCUGAGAGUGUGUAUGGUGGGACCGAGGGAGACGGCAUACCGGAGGAGGGCCAUGAUCGCAGUAUACACGACAAGCAGGAAGAGCAGAAGGACCAUCCGAAACUCGCAACCACCCAGCCCCAGGGCUUGGAAGAAGAUCUAGACAGCGGCAACAAAAGCGAGCUUGACCUCUCUCCGCGCAAGGGAAAAGGUGCCGCUAAACCAUUACCUACCAGCACCCCACCCUUUCCAACCCGCAGCAGGAAUUUCUCACGACUUGCACCCACCUCCUCAGACCUGUCUUUCUCAGCCUUCCUCUCAACACCCCCCGCCACCAAUCCCACCACCAACCCCUCCCCCAACCCAGCCACCGAGGGCGAAGCUAGUACGCGCAAACCCCCUCGCUCUAACAUCCCCGUGGACGUCGCAUUCUCAAACCUGCUUAAACCUCCCAGCCGCAAGCCCACCAACACCGCCGCUCCGCCACCGGACUCCUCGACGCCGGGUGCGUCUCCAGCAGACCACCCCGCUCCAGCUCUCUCUGAAGCACCCGCAGACGCCAGUGGCCCUAGGACUCCAAGCCGCACGCCCACCUCUACCGACUCUUCACCAACACAUCCAUCGAUGCUGGGAGCGGUUCCGGCAGAGCGCCUCGCACCAACUCUCUCCGAGGUUUCUAUAAGGCGGGGGCGGACUCCGGGGGCUUACUAGG
Mytilinidion resinicola is the source of this 1324-nucleotide messenger RNA. RefSeq lists its product as uncharacterized. Bases 1 to 1323 code for a protein of 440 amino acids. The record is from RefSeq and is a predicted model, not a curated record. The transcript has a single exon. Lineage: Eukaryota; Fungi; Ascomycota; Dothideomycetes; Mytilinidiales; Mytilinidiaceae.